Molecule: messenger RNA, 2886 nt
Organism: Chrysochloris asiatica (Cape golden mole)
Lineage: Eukaryota; Metazoa; Chordata; Mammalia; Afrosoricida; Chrysochloridae
Gene: CARNS1
Product: carnosine synthase 1
Exons: 8
Coding region: 397-2886 (829 amino acids)
Biological process (GO): carnosine biosynthetic process
Molecular function (GO): ATP hydrolysis activity; ATP binding; carnosine synthase activity
Source: RefSeq, a predicted model, not a curated record
CAAGACCCAUUCCUUCUGCCUCCUCAGCUCUCCCUAGAGUCACAGUGUCCCAACUGGGACAGCCCCGUGAGCUCCAAAACCCUGGAAGACAAGGAAGGCCCGUGGGGAGGGGACUCUGGCCUGCCACCCACAGGCUGCCUCCCCGGCCCCUGGCGUCAGGACGUGGGCUUGGACUGCAAAGGCUCCCCCGAGGGGGCCACAGCCCGGGUCUGGACGGCUUACUAUUACAGUCUCCUGCAAAGCUGUCUGCAGCAUGCUGGCCUUCCGGAGACCCAGGACCGCAGCCAGGUGCCCCGCACAGGUUGCCCUGGGGCAGAGGUGACCCUGUGCAUUUUGGGAUCCCCCAGCACAUUCCUGUCAGUGCUGCUGGAGGGUGGGGUCCAGAGUCCGGGAAACAUGUUCCUGUGCCUGUCCCCUGCUUGGCUGACGAAGGUGCCAGCUACUGGGCAACCAGGCGAGGCAGCCCUGCUGGUCUCCAAGGCUGUGAGCUUCUACCCGGGGGGUCUGACUUUUCUGGAUGACUUUGUGCCCCCCCGCCGGGUCACAUACUUCCUGGCAGGCCUGGGGCCAGGGCUUGGCUGGGGACGACGAGAGGCGGCAGAGCUGGCCCGUGACCUGGCUUGCCCCACGGGUGCUUCAGCUGAGCUGGCCCGGCUGCUGGAGGACCGCCUGUUGACCAGGCGGUUGCUGGCCCGGCAGGGGUGUGUGACCGUGCCAGCUACCCUGGCCUUCACCUACAAGCCGCAAGAGCUGCUGCCGGGUGGGGAGGUCAUUUCAGGCCUGAGGCUGGUGGAGAUGAGUAGCAAAGAAGGCCAGGAGGCUGUCGUGAAGGAAGAAGUAGAAGCCUUCCUACAAUCGGAGGCCCUCGGGGACUCCCGGCAGGUGGCUGUGAAGCCCAGUGGCUGGCGCUGGAGGGGGCGUCAGGCAUUAUUACAUCUGCACCCGAGGGUGGAGCUGGGUGCAGUGGUGGACACGGUAUUGGCCUUGCUAGAGAAGCUGGAGGAGGAGGAGAGUGUCCUGGUGGAGGCUGUGUGCCCACCUGUCCAGCUGCCCAACCCAGGCAGUCCCCUGCCCAGCUGUGAGCUGGCUGUUCGAAUCUGUGCGGUGGUGUGCUGCACACAGGGCGACAGACCCUUGCUGAGCAAGGUGGUGUGCACCUUGGGCCGUGGGGACCGGCCGCUACUUCGGCACCACAGUUCCCUGCCGCAGACGCUGGAGAUGGCGCUGGCCCAGUGCGGUCUGGGCGAAGUGUCACAGGUGGAGGCCGUGCGGCAGCGCGUCAAGGCGGCGGCUGAGGCCGCGCUGGCCGCCGUGUUGGCCCUGGAGGCUGGUCUGAGCGCCGAGCAGCGCGGCGGCCGUCGGGUCCGCACAGACGUGCUGGGCGUGGACUUUGCGCUGACGGUGAUCGGUCGCUCGCUGACCCCCGUGGUCCUGGAGCUGAACAGCGGCCUGUGCCUAGAGGCGUGCGGUGCGCUCGAGAGGCUGUGGGCCGCGCCACGCAUGGAGCCGGAGGCCCAGGCGGUGGCGGCACCGCUAGUGGAAACUAUGCUCUGGCGCUCGGCGCGCGGCCUCAUGGAGGGCAAACAGCUGCUGCUGAUCGGCGCCGGUGGUGUCAGCAAGAAGUUCGUCUGGGACGCGGCGCGUGACUACGGGCUCAAGCUACACUUAGUGGAGUCGGACCCCAACCACUUCGCCUCCCAGCUGGUGCAUACCUUCAUCCACUUUGAUGUGACUGAGCACCGCAGGGAUGAGGAGAACGCGCGUCUCCUGGCGGAGCUAGUGAGGGCCCGGGGUCUACAACUUGACGGCUGCUUCUCCUAUUGGGACGAUUGCUUGGUGCUCACGGCGUUGCUCUGCCAGGAACUGGGACUACCGUGCAGCCCACCGGCAGCCAUGCGUCUGGCAAAACAGAAAAGCUGCACCCAGUUGCACCUCCUGGGCCUCCAAGGUCCGCCCUGGCCCGCGCCCUCCCUGCAUGCCGUGCCCUGCUGCCCGUUGGAGAACGAGGCAGACGUACAGCGGGCCAUCCACCAGGUGCCCCUGCCUGGCGUCAUGAAGCUGGAGUUCGGGGCUGGUGCUGUGGGCGUGCGGUUCGUGGAGGAUGCGCUGCAGUGUGACGAGCACUUUAAACGGAUCGCCCGGGAUCUGCAGGGCGAGGCUGACCACCCCGGCAUUGGGCUGGGCUGGGGCAACGCCAUGCUGCUGAUGGAGUUUGUGGAGGGCACAGAGCACGAUGUGGACCUGGUGCUGUUUGGCGGGCAGCUACUGGCCGCUUUUGUCUCUGACAACGGCCCCACGCGGUUGCCCGGCUUCACUGAGACGGCGGCCUGCAUGCCGACCGGGCUGGCGCGUGAGCAGGAGGCUCAGCUGGUGCAGGCGGCCUUCCGCUGCUGCCUGGGCUGCGGGCUGCUGGAUGGCGUCUUCAACGUGGAGCUCAAGCUGACCCAGGCUGGACCGAGGCUCAUUGAGAUCAACCCCCGCAUGGGCGGCUUCUACCUUCGGGACUGGAUCCUAGAACUAUACGGUGUGGAUCUGCUCCUAGCUGCUGCCAUGGUGGCCUGCGGCUUGCGGCCUGCGCUACCUGCCCACCCACGUGCUCGAGGCUACCUGGUGGGUGUCAUGUGCUUGGUAUCCCAGCACUUGCAGGCCCUGAACUCCACCGCCAGUCUGGGGGUGCUGCAGACCCUUCAUGACCAGGGUGUGCUGCGUCUCAACGUGCUGGGGGAGGCCUUGGUGCCAGGAGAGUAUGAGGAGCCCUACUGCAAUGUGGCCUGUGCUGGGUCCAGCCCCGCUGAGGCCCGCAUGCGCUUGCUGGGCCUCUGCCAGGGCCUGGGCAUUGAUGGACCCCACUACCCUGUCGCCCACUUCCUGUCCCAUUUCAAAUAG